UGCAGUGUAUAUUAUAAAGGUCUGGACGAGCGAGGGGCACUUUUUCAUGUCAUGUCCAUGUGCAGCAUGAGAGAGCUGGUGAUAUUAGCAGCGUUGGUCUCGGCUCUACACGCAGCCAGCCUCCUGACAGGCACUGAUGUGGUAUAUAAGUGCCAAAAAGAUCAGGACAAGAUUGCUACAUUAGAAGCUGAGAGCUUUAUUAAUGACCAUCACCGCCAUGGAUACAAAUUCAAAUUUGUCUCACAGGACAGUCGCAGUGCAGAGAAGAAGACUGAUCCUUGUGAGGUCGUCUUGGGAAUAACUCUAGAGGAAACUGAAUGCCACAUCGUGAAUCCCAAACCUUUAGAUCAGUGUGAGACUAGAAAGGAAACACAGACGAAAGUGACAGCAAAAUGUAAUGUGACUGUCUCUAGUGUUGAGGGAAAAGCAGCUGUGAAGCGCUACAUCUGUGACACCGAACCAGCUUCACAUGAAAUACUUGUGACAAAAUGCCCUGACUGCCCCGGUCUGCUGCCCUUGCAUGACCCGAAGGGUCUGGAGAGUGUGAAAACUGCCCUGCAGAAAUUCAACAAAGAAUCUGAUCACAAGUCUUACUUUAAACUGAUGGAAGUGGGGAGGAUCAGCACCCAGUGGAUGUUUUCAGGUCAGAGCUUCUUUUCUCAGUUUGCCAUUAUGGAGACAAACUGUACAAACAAGGAGGCACCCCAGAAUGAAGAAUCAUGCAAGGCUUUAUGUGGGGAGAAGGCUCGGUAUGGCUUCUGUAAGUCCACCAAGGUUGGAAUUGAGGAACCAGAAGUGGAAUGUGAAAUUUAUGAAGCUAAGAACAUAACUCAUCCAUGGAAACACCCUGCUCAGUCAAGAAGAGACUGUAAAUUCCAGGGUUUUCCACCAGGACAUCGUCCAGGACAUGGUCCCCCUCAUCGCCCAGGACAUGGUCCCCCUCAUCGCCCAGGACAUGAAGGCCAUGACCACAAGGACAAAACACCAGAUCUAAGAGGGCAUCCAGAACAUGCAGGCCGUGACCCCAAGGACAAAACACCAGAUCUAAGAGGGCAUCCAGAACACGCAGGCCGUGACCCCAAGGACAAAACACCAGAUCUAAGAGGGCAUCCAGAACACGCAGGCCGUGACCCCAAGGACAAAACACCAGAUCUAAGAGGGCAUCCAGAACAUGCAGGCCGUGACCCCAAGGACAAAACACCAGAUCUAAGAGGGCAUCCAGAACACGCAGGCCGUGACCCCAAGGACAAAACACCAGAUCUAAGAGGGCAUCCAGAACAUGCAGGCCGUGACCCCAAGGACAAAACACCAGAUCUAAGAGGGCAUCCAGAACAUGCAGGCCAUGAUCACAAGGGCCAUCCAGAGCAUCCACAGCUCUGUUCAAGAGGCCCUUCAGGAGUUCCAGAAUCAGUGCCUGAAGGCCGCCAUGAGUUCCCAUGCCAUGGCUUUGUAAAAAUACCCCCCUCUAUUUAUCCAAUCUGCCCCUUCCCUCCACCACGUCUCUGCAGAGGCCCUCCAGACUUGAUACAUCCUCCUUCACCUCCUUCUCCUCAGUAAUUAACACUAAAAUCUAUGGAGGAACAUUCAGAUUUCAUCCCAUGUUGCAGGGUUUGAAAGAGUAAACAUAAAAAAUUGAACAACACAAGAGUGUUAAUGUCUUCAGAAUGUUCAGUCCAAUAAAUAUUCUUUACUGA
Cyprinus carpio (common carp) is the source of this 1694-nucleotide messenger RNA. RefSeq names its product antihemorrhagic factor cHLP-B-like. The coding region runs from base 52 to 1557 and encodes 501 amino acids. Gene Ontology annotation, cellular component: extracellular region; blood microparticle; extracellular matrix. The transcript has 8 exons. Gene Ontology annotation, biological process: negative regulation of endopeptidase activity. Gene Ontology annotation, molecular function: cysteine-type endopeptidase inhibitor activity. NCBI's taxonomy places the organism in Eukaryota, Metazoa, Chordata, Actinopteri, Cypriniformes, Cyprinidae. The record is from RefSeq and is a predicted model, not a curated record.